AUGGUAUUUUGCUGCACUGAGAAUGGUUCUGAGAUGGAAAUGUGCAUAGCUAAGGCUACUAGCUAUGUUGAUGUAAUAAGUUUCCCUAAAUCAUAUGAAGUGGAUAUGCUUGGAGAAAAGGUACCUGAAAAAAAUGUGGAAGAAAGACAGUUAGCCAAUGUAAAUUUUAGCGAUGAUGUGCCAAUUGCCAUGGACUACACUGAGCAAUUUACCACAGACACGGUUUUUGCUACUCGGGAUGAGGUUAUGGAUUGGGUUAAAGGUGUAGGAAAGCAAUUAAGCUUUGUGAUCAUUAUAAGAAGGUCUGAUUGCGGGAGCAAGGGUUGUGGGAGUAAAAGUAGACAAUUGGCUAUAUUGGGGUGCGAGAUGGGUGGCAAGUACAAACCGUACAAGCCUGAGUUGAAGCGGAAGGGGACAGGAACCAAGAAAUGUGAUUGUCCAUUCAGGCUCAAGGCGAGACGCACAUCAGAAGAUGGUUUGUGGAGGUUGACUGUUGUACGUGGAGACCACAACCAUAAGCCAGCUGAGAAUCUGCAUGGCCAUGCCUAUGUCGGUCGCCUUACAAGUGAAGAAAAGGAGAUGGUGGGUAAAAGGGUUGACAACAAAGUUAAGCUAGGUAACAUGCUGCUGGCAUUGAAGAGUGCCAACCCUCAAAAACUGAAUACCAUACGACAAGUGUACAAUGAGCGGAUGGCACACAUGAGGGCCAAGAGGGGAGCGUUGACAAAGAUCCACCACUUGAUGAGGUUGUUGGAGGAAGACAAGGUGGAAGGUGCACAUGCAAAACUCAAAGCGUGCAUCAAAGAUAGCAAAAGUGACUUGUGUGCGGCUUGGGCAGCUAUACAUAGGUGCACACUUCUCCAACAUACAAAGAUUAAUGUUGCUUUUCAGGACAGUAUAUUCAUCAGGGAGCAUACAUUCAAGGAGAAGUUGUAUGACAACUUGCGUGGUCUAGUGUCAAGAUAUGCACUUAUGUUGAUCGCAAAGGAGAAAGCGCGUGUGGGAAAAUGCGGCUGUACUAUCAGAAGGACGCACGACCUCCCUUGUUCAUGUCAGCUUGCGAUCAUGGCUUCUAUUCCAUUGAUGAUAGUGGACCAACAUUGGAGGAGGCUUACAACAACAGCUGCACCUGAUGAAUCUCAACCUGUUAUGGGAUUGAGCAUUACAACAGGGUUGGAGGUCAUUGCGAAGAUGUUUGAAGAGGCUAAUGUUCCGAGGAAACAAGCUAUCAAAGAGAGGCUUCAGGAGAUUGCAUACCCAGAUUAG
Molecule: messenger RNA, 1266 nt
Organism: Lotus japonicus
Lineage: Eukaryota; Viridiplantae; Streptophyta; Magnoliopsida; Fabales; Fabaceae
Exons: 4
Coding region: 1-1266 (421 amino acids)
Biological process (GO): thymine catabolic process; L-valine catabolic process
Cellular component (GO): mitochondrion
Molecular function (GO): methylmalonate-semialdehyde dehydrogenase (acylating, NAD+) activity; malonate-semialdehyde dehydrogenase (acetylating, [NAD(P)+]) activity
Source: RefSeq, a predicted model, not a curated record